AUGCCGAUGCCGCCGUCGGCCACGGUUCCCGAGGGUUCGGCUUGCAAUUUAAAUGGCCGCGACACGCAGCAAGUGUCUCCGGAGGUCGUUGGACAACAGCAUCGGCUUACCCACAGCCUGAUCUCGGUCGGGUCCAGCGUCUGCCGAAUAUGUCACACGAACACGCCGAAGGAACCGCUCAUUUCCCCUUGUAGGUGCAAGGGCACGCUGGCUUACGUGCACUUGUCUUGCCUGGAACGAUGGCUGAAUCAGUCGUGUCGAACUUACUGCGAAUUGUGCCGUUACUACUUCAAUGCCGUGGAGACACCUCGUUAUCGAUGGUGA
Nylanderia fulva is the source of this 324-nucleotide messenger RNA. RefSeq lists its product as uncharacterized. Gene Ontology annotation, biological process: protein ubiquitination. Lineage: Eukaryota; Metazoa; Arthropoda; Insecta; Hymenoptera; Formicidae. Gene Ontology annotation, molecular function: ubiquitin-protein transferase activity; zinc ion binding. The record is from RefSeq and is a predicted model, not a curated record.